AUGCGUAUAGAAGAAUUGGUGCUCGAAGGAUUUAAGUCCUAUCCUGUUCGCACUCAAAUCAUCGGAUGGGACCCCUCAUUCAAUGCGAUCACUGGACUCAAUGGAUCCGGCAAGUCGAACAUACUCGACGCGAUAUGUUUUGUCCUUGGAAUCACCAACAUGACAUCCAUGCGAGCUCAAAAUCAACAAGACCUCAUCUACAAACGCGGCCAAGCGGGGAUUACCAAAGCAAGCGUAACCAUUGUGUUCGACAACUCGGAUCGCACAACUAGUCCUGUUGGAUUAGAAAAUUGUAAGCAAAUCACUGUUACCCGACAGAUUGCCCUCCCUAAUAUUUCCAAAUAUCUUCUCAAUGGCCACAAAUCACAGCAGCACACCAUCCAGACUUUGUUCCAAAGUGUGCAACUAAAUAUCAAUAAUCCGAAUUUUCUAAUCAUGCAAGGUCGGAUCACCAAGGUUCUGAACAUGCGCCCCCAAGAAAUCCUGGGCAUGGUUGAGGAGGCAGCUGGUACCCGUAUGUUCGAAGAACGAAAAGAAAAGGCAAAGAAGACAAUGGGAAAGAAGGAGAAACGCGUUCGAGAAAUCACAUCGCUCCUCGCUGAGGAAAUUACACCGAAGCUCGAUACGCUUCGCGCGGAGAAGCGCUCAUUUCUGCAAUGGCAGAAGGCAUGUUCAGAAUUAGAACGCAUCGAGCGUGUGCUACGUGCAUGGGAAUGGACAGAGGGGCGACAGCGAGUGGAGAGAAAGGAGGCUGAGAUCCAUGCGAAAGAGAAGGAGAUGACAAAGGCUCGGAAGGAGAAGGAUAAGUGCGCGCAAGAGAUUGAGGCAGCGGAGAACGAUGCCCAAGAGGUGGAAGCACAAAGGGAGAAGGAGCUCAGGAAAGACGGAAAAUUUAAAAAGUUGGAAGAAGAGGUUAGUGAACUGGAGAAAGUGCUUGUCAAGAUGCGGACGCAGGUCGAGAUCAAGACAGGUACAAUCUCUGACGAAGAGGGGAAGCUACAAGCUUUCGAGAAAGAGCUUGAAGAGCUGGAGGAGAGCAUCACGCUGAAGCGAGGGCAAGUAGAGGAACUCACAUCAUCUCAUGGAGCGGUCAAAGAUAAGCAAAUUGCGCUACAAACCGCGCUUUCGAAUGCAGAGGAACUUCUGCAAACUUUAUUAAUAGGUCUCUCCUCGAAAGGCGCGAGCAAUACAGGUGGUGGGUAUAUGGGACAGCUGGCGGACGCAAAGGCGCGCCUGGCUCAGGCAAAAACUGGAGAGGAACAGAGCCGAGUGAAGGUCGGGAUGAGCAACAAAGAGUUGAAAUCGUUAGAGGCCAAGUGGAAGGAAGUCGAGAGAGAAGCCGGCGAAGGCCAGAAAAGGCUGCAGAUGAUGCGAAAAGAAGUCGAUGACUUCAAGAAGAAGGUCGGAGAGUCCGAAUGGAAUGCGGAGAAAGAACAGCACAGUGAGGCAGCGCUGAAGAUUGCCAAAGCUGAAGUGCGAGAUUUAACAGAGGCGCGAGAUGCGAUUAAACACCGGCUGUCGUCGCUCGAUUUUGACUACGCGCUCCCUUACCCAAACUUCAAUCGCUCCAGUGUGAAAGGACUGGUUGCAUCUCUUAUCUCACUAGAGCCAACAGAUUUCAACAAGUCGACCGCGCUAGAGAUCACCGCUGGAGGAAGAUUGUACAAUGUCGUUGUCGAGAGUGAGCAAGUUGGGAAAGAGCUGCUCAAAAACGGCAGACUAAAGAAGCGAGUGACGAUCAUUCCCUUGAAUAAAAUCGACGCCUUCCAAAUUUCAGCUCAGAAAUUGCAAGCUGCAACGAAGCUUGCUCCCGGAAAAGUUCGUCUCGCUCUUUCCCUGGUCGGUUAUCCUGAAGAAGUUGCCAACGCCAUGGCAUUCGUGUUCGGCAACACGAUCAUAUGCGAUGACGCUGAGUCUGCAAAACUGGUCACAUUCUCACCGCAGGUAGGCGGCGUCCGCUCCGUGACUCUAGACGGGGAUGUAUAUGACCCAUCGGGCACUCUGAGCGGCGGCUCAGCACCCAGUGGGAGUGGUAUCCUCAUCAAGGUGCAGGAUCUUCUGGAAGCAGAGCGCAAACUUGGUGAGGCACGAGGGCGACUUGAUAUGCUACAGCGAGAGGAGGAUGCCGGUAGAGAAGGGCGCAACCAGUGGAAGAAGCUGUCGAGAGAGCUUGAGAUCAAGGAACAUGAAACGCAUCUGCUCGAAGAACAAGUUGGUAGCAGCAACGCAGCACGGGUGGGAGCAGAAGUCGAGAAGGUGAAGAAGACCAUUGUCGAUCUCAACGACGCUGUGGAAGCAGCGAAGCAGAAGCAGAAGGAUGCCAAUGCAGAGAUAACCAAGCUUGAAAAGGACAUGGACGAGUUCAAGAACAAUAAAGAAGGGAAGAUUGAGGAGCUUAAAGCCGAUGUCUCGAAGCAGAAAAAUGCGCUGCAGAAGCACUCUGUAGUUUUGAAGACCCAGCAGAAGGAGAUGCAAACAGCGACGCUCGAGCUAGAACAGCUUGAGAAGGAUAUCGAAGCUGCGAACGAGAGUCUCGCAGAAGCCCGAGCCGGUCUUGAGAAGAUGCACAAAGAGCUCGGGAAGCUAAACAACCAGAUAGCAUCGAGCGAGGCCGCUUUCAUCAAGGCAGAGUCUAGAUUGCAAGAGGAGCGCGCCACGCUUACUAGGUUCGACAAUGAGUUGAAGGAACUGGAACGUAUCAUAAAGGAUAAGAAGCAGGCGAUCUCGGAUGCUGAGCUGGAACUCAAGAAGCUUGAGCAUGACGUUCAGACCUUGAAAAAGGAGAAGGCCUCUGCUACGAAUUUCGUCUCAAACCUGGAGAAACAAUAUGAGUGGAUUGUUGAGGAACACGAGUCGUUUGGCAAGCGAGGCUCUCAGUAUGAUUUUGCAGCGAUCGAUGUGGGCCGGUUGGAUGAGAAGGCAAAGGAGCUUGAAGCACAACAGAAGGGUAUGAAGAAGAAGAUCAACCCGAAAGUUAUGAACAUGAUCGACACCGUCGAGAAGAAGGAAGCUUCGUUAAAGAAAAUGCUUGGUACCGUCCUGAAAGACAAGGAGAAGAUUGAAGAGACCAUCGAGGAACUCGACAGAUAUAAACGAGACGCCCUAGAGAAGACUUGGACUAAAGUUAACGGAGACUUUGGUGGCAUUUUCGCGGAGCUUCUACCCGGAAAUUUCGCGAAGCUGCAACCGCCUGAAGGCCAGGACCUCACGCAAGGCCUCGAGGUCAAGGUCCAGCUAGGAUCCGUAUGGAAACAAAGCUUAACUGAAUUGAGUGGCGGUCAGCGAUCGCUCAUCGCGUUGUCCCUGAUCAUGUCACUUCUCCAAUUCAAGCCUGCACCAAUGUACAUUCUCGACGAAAUCGACGCUGCGCUCGACCUUUCGCAUACUCAGCACAUCGGACAGCUCUUCCGUACACGGUUCAAGGGCUCGCAAUUUAUUGUCGUGUCGCUCAAGGAGGGACUUUUCACGAAUGCGAACGUGCUAUUCCGGACGCGCUUCCGCGACGGGACGUCAAUUGUCGAGCGCACUGCACAACGGUCAACAUCGUCGUUCUAUACAAACGUAGACAAAGAGAACGAGGACGGGGGGACGCGGGCGCGGCAUAAGCGGGGGUGA
Molecule: messenger RNA, 3615 nt
Organism: Fibroporia radiculosa
Lineage: Eukaryota; Fungi; Basidiomycota; Agaricomycetes; Polyporales; Fibroporiaceae
Exons: 16
Coding region: 1-3615 (1204 amino acids)
Biological process (GO): chromosome organization
Cellular component (GO): chromosome
Molecular function (GO): ATP hydrolysis activity; ATP binding; protein binding
Source: RefSeq, a predicted model, not a curated record